UGUACGCUUAUAGGUUAUGUUUUGAUUUGUAUUCGUUUGUGGGUCGUUUGUAAUUAAAAAAUGGUUGUAGAGGGUAAAAGAAGGGCUGAAGACUCAGCUUUAGUGCCAGCUACUAAAAAAUCAAAAAAUGAAGUCGCCGUUACAAAUAAAAACAAGUCCGUAUUACAAGCAGCACCCGCAAGGACUUCUAACUUGUUUGCACCUAUUAUGUUAUUAGAAGGACAUGAGGGAGAGAUAUUUACUGUAAAGUUUCAUCCAGAAGGACAAUAUUUAGCAUCAUCAGGCUUCGACCGUAAAAUCUUUCUUUGGAAUGUCUAUGGAGAGUGUGAAAACAUAUCUGUUAUGACUGGCCACACUGGUGCUGUAAUGGAAAUGCAUUUUACACCAGAUGGUUCAAACUUGUUUACGGCCAGUACAGAUCACACCCUAGGGCUAUGGGAUGUGGUAACAAGUACAAGAAUAAAAAAAUACAAGGGGCACACCACUUUUGUAAACACAGUUCAUGGAGCAAGAAGAGGACCACAAUUAAUGGUGUCUGGCAGUGAUGACAAUACAGUUAGAUUGUGGGACACUAGAAAGAAACAAAGCACUUCAGUAAUGAGUUCAAACUAUCAAGUGACUGCAGUUUCUUUUAACGACACGGCCGAACAAGUUUUCAGCGGAGGUAUUGAUAAUGAUAUAAAGGUUUGGGAUGUGCGUAAAAACGAAAUUCUCUACACAUUAAAAGGCCAUACUGACACCAUCACCGGUUUAGCUUUGAGCGCCGACGGCUCAUAUUUGCUUAGUAACUCGAUGGACAAUGCUCUAAGAAUAUGGGAUGUGAGACCGUACGCACCGGCUGAACGUUGCGUAAAAGUUUUCACCGGACACCAACACAAUUUCGAAAAGAAUUUGCUUAGAUGCGGUUGGUCGCCGGACGGUUCUAAAGUCACGGCGGGCUCGGCGGACAGAUUUGUUUAUAUUUGGGACACCACUUCUAGGAGGAUACUUUAUAAACUGCCUGGGCAUAAUGGUUGUGUGAACGAUUGCGCAUUCCAUCCGCAAGAACCGAUUAUUGUGUCGGGAGCAAGCGAUAAACAAUUAUAUUUGGGUGAAAUUGAUUAGAUUAUAUUGUGUUCUAAAGUCCUCAACUUGUGUCACUAAAUGAUGAAUUUUUAUUUGAUUUACCAUGUACAAAUGUAAUAAAAUUUUUUAAAAAAAAUA
Molecule: messenger RNA, 1203 nt
Organism: Aethina tumida (small hive beetle)
Lineage: Eukaryota; Metazoa; Arthropoda; Insecta; Coleoptera; Nitidulidae
Product: U5 small nuclear ribonucleoprotein 40 kDa protein
Exons: 5
Coding region: 61-1104 (347 amino acids)
Cellular component (GO): catalytic step 2 spliceosome
Molecular function (GO): RNA binding; protein binding
Source: RefSeq, a predicted model, not a curated record